Paramuricea clavata is the source of this 3255-nucleotide messenger RNA. The record is from the annotation of a GenBank genome assembly. Lineage: Eukaryota; Metazoa; Cnidaria; Anthozoa; Malacalcyonacea; Plexauridae.
AUGGUCACUACAGAGAAGUUAACCAAAAAUUUUCUGUGGUGUCGCAUUGAUAAAUCAAUAUUUAACUCGUCAAAAGACCUGUUUUUAUGUGGUGUAUAUAUUCCCCCUAUAAAAUCACCAUACUUUGAUGAAGAAAUAUUUGAAAAUUUAGAGACCGAUGUAUUGCAUUACUCGCAAAAAGGAAAUGUAAUGCUACUAGGAGAUUUUAAUGCCCGAACUAGUAAACUUGAAGAUUUUAUAUCCAAGGAAGGAAAUACAUUUAUAAAUGAUAUAACAGAAAAUUCUUUUAUUCCUGCAAAAAGGAACAAUUUUGAUGGUUCAGUUAAUGAACAUGGUAAAUGCUUAAUUGAGCUAUGUAAGAAUUGUAAUUUAAGAAUUCUGAAUGGUAGAACCCUUGGUGACUCCCUUGGCAAACCAACUUAUCAUGGAAAAAAUGGCACAAGUCUAGUCGAUUACGCAAUUUGUGAUCAAGAUUUUACACAAAUAGUUGAAAACCUAGUUGUAAAACCUCCAACCUACUUAUCUGACCAUUCUCAAAUUUUGACUUGGAUUAAAACAAAACAACCAAAUAAUCAAAACUCUACUGAUGUCACAAAUAUUGCUACCCCUAAUAUUCAACAUAAGCUCCCUUUGCAAUUCAUGUGGGAAAACAACUCAGCUAUUUUAUUUAGAGAAAGCUUUCAAUCAUUAGAAACCCAAACUAAACUUAAUCAAUUGAUUAAUUCUCCCACUCCAUUAUCGAAAGAAGGAAUAAGUGGGUUUGCAUCUGAAUUUCAAAAUAUUAUUUUACAUGCAGCUACAAAAUCACUUAGAAUCAAGAAGACAAAAUAUAGACAUAAGAUUACCAAUGUUUGUAAUAAGAAAUGGUUUGAUAAAGAAUGUAGACUUAAACGUCACAGCGUCAGAAAAUUAGCUAAUCAAAAACACAGAGAUCCAUUAAAUAAUGAAAUACGAAAUGAAUAUCACAAUGCUCUUAGGAUUUACAAAGACACUUUGAAGCACAAAAAAGAAUUAUUCCAUGAAAACAAACUGAAUGAAUUGGAAAGAGCUUCUGAAACUGAUUCAAGUUUAUUCUGGAACACUCUAAAAAAUAUGAGUGAUAGCUAUGAUGACUUUUCCUCUAGUUCACCUGAUAUAACUACCCAAAAUUGGGUUUCCCAUUUUAAACAGCUACAUGCAAAACAUAAUCUAGGUACUGAACAAGAAAAUAUUUUACAACAACUAGAUAUGCUCAAGAAUAACAAAAAAGAAAAUAAUUUUCUUGAUAACCCUAUUUCUGAAAGCGACAUUCUUAAUGCAGCCAAGAAAUUAAAAAACCGAAAAUCAGCAUACUCAGAUAAGAUAAAAAAUGAAAUGAUCAAAUCGAGUGUAGAAAUUCUUCUUCAUGGUUACUAUAAAUUAUUUAAUCUCAUCUUAGAAUUUGGAAGUUUUCCAGACCAAUGGUGUGAAGGCCUAAUAACACCCAUCUUUAAAUCUGGAGAUAAGAAUGACACCAAUAACUACAGAGGAAUUUGUGUCACAAGUUGUCUGAGCAAAUUCUUCUGCAUAAUUCUUAAUGAACGCCUAAAUGGCUAUGCUCAAGAAAAUGACCUGGUCCACCCAUCCCAAAUUGGAUUUCAAUCUGGUCACAGAACUGCUGACCAUAUCUUCACUUUAAAAACACUUUUUGAUAAACACAUGAGCACAAACAGAAACGACAAAGUUUAUGCGUGUUUUGUGGAUUUUAAAAAAGCGUUCGACUCAGUAUGGCAUGAAGGCCUAUUUUUUAAACUCCUUGAAAACAAAAUUGAUGGAAGUUUCUUUAGACUGAUUAAAAGCCUCUAUGCAAAUUCGAAAUGUGCAGUCAAGCUAUCUAAAUCAAGAACAGAAUUCUUUUCAUACUCUAGGGGUGUACGCCAAGGAUGUGUACUAAGCCCAAUUCUGUUUAAUUUAUACAUUAAUGAGCUAGCAACAAUAUUUGAAAAUACUAACUCAGACCCAUUUAUCCUUCCAAACGGCACUAAACUGAGUUGUCUUCUAUAUGCUGACGACUUAAUAAUAUUAUCAAAAUCAAGAUUUGGACUUCAAAAAUGCCUUGAUGAACUUCAAAACUGGUGUAAUAAAUGGCUGAUGGAGGUAAACCUCAAGAAAACAAAAAUCAUGAUCUUCAAAAAAGGGAAUCCAAAAAUGAUUAAACCAAAUUUUAUGCUAAAUACCAAAAAUGUCGAAAUAGUAAAUGAAUAUUGCUAUUUAGGUAUUAAAUUAAAUUCAAAUGGCACUUUCACACUGGCUCAAAAACAACUGAGCGAAAAAGCACUACACGCAUUAGGCAGCAUACGAAGACACCUCAACCUACAUUACCUUAAUCCUAAAUUAGCUAUCAAGAUAUUUGAAAGCAUAAUAUCACCCAUACUCCUAUACAACUCAGAUAUAUGGGGUGCUUAUCUCAAAAAUGAUUUCAACAAAUGGGAUAAGUCACCAACUGAGAAGGCCCACCUACGGUUCUGUAAAUUAUACCUAGGUGUAGGAAAAAAAGCUAGCAAUAUGGCUUCGAGAGGAGAACUAGGAAAAUUCCCUCUACAAAUUAGUAUAUACAAACGAUUAUUCAACUAUAUAGCACACUUGAAUUCAUUACCUGAAACAGCAAUUGCAAAACAAGCUUUCUUAAUAUCAAAAGACCUAUACUCGAAUAAUAAAAUAUCCUUUUAUAAAAAUGCUAUGGAUAUUUUAAAACACUACAAAUGCCACUCGCAAAUAGUGGAUUUAGAAUCAAUAUCUGCUCAAUCAUUAAAUUCUAUCAUUGACACUGUUAAACAACGUUACAUUACAUUCUGGAAACACCAAAUUGAACACUCGUCCAAAUUAUAUUUCUACUCAACUUUCAAAAAGGAAUACCAAUUAGAAAAGUAUCUUAUCGUAAUAAGAAACACAAACCAGAGGAGAUCACUGACUCGAUUCCGAAUAAGCAAUCACAAAUUAAUGAUUGAAUGUGGUAGAUACCACAACAUUCCCCGAGAAGAACGAAUAUGUAAGCUUUGUAAAUCAAACGAAAUAGAAAAUGAGGAACACUUUCUUAUUUCAUGUGAUGCCUAUGACAAUAUUAGGCAAGACUUCCUCACUGUUCUCGCCAACAAUACAUACCAAAGAGAACAAAAUGUAUCAGUUGACAUAUUAAAGUCAACUGAAAAUGAAACAAUUCUAAAACUAUCCAAGUUUGUUCUUUCCGGUUUCGAGCUAAGAGAUAAACGCCUUGAGACCAGGGAUGCUGAACACUAA